Symbiodinium sp. CCMP2456 is the source of this 5247-nucleotide messenger RNA. The record is from the annotation of a GenBank genome assembly. Lineage: Eukaryota; Dinophyceae; Suessiales; Symbiodiniaceae.
AUGCCGAAGACUGAAACGCUAGAGCCAGCCCGCCCAAAGUGCCGCAAAAACAACGGCAAGCCCAAAUGCGUGAGUCUCGGGACAGGCGCAGCGGGCUCCACACGACUGAAGCUCCUUGAAGGUGCAAAGCUCCCCAAGUGGACAAGCCUUGGAACAAGCACCACGGGGCUUAUGCGAGCGGAGGAGUGUGGGGACGUUGACAAGCCAAGGGAGAUGGAGUUCGGAACGAAGGGUGCAGCUCCCGUUCUUGCAAGACUUCGCACGAGCACCGACGAGCCUGUCCUUGCAUCGGACAGGGGCAAGAUCGAGGACCCUGGCCAAACCAUCCCGGAAGCCGGUGCGGCACUGCCACAGCAAGCAGGCAUUCGCAAGAAAACUGACGACCCCAGGUGCUGCUCCCUAAACACGGAAAUGGGCAGGUCGAGUCUCGCAAGGCUCCGGGGUGGAAGGAAAGAUCCCAUCGAAGAAGCACCUGAAGCCAGCAAAAGCAAGUCUGGACGGGAAAUGCCGGACACCGAGGCACUCAGUUCUGCUUGGGCAGAUUGUCGCAAUGACAGCAAGAAGCCUAGACCAGCGAAGCCACAAGCGAGCAAAGCGGAGUUCGUGCGGCUGAGAGAGCGCAGUGAUGCUGAUGAUCCCAUCACUGCAAGCUCAGGCAGAAACAGGACCAAGUCUGAUCGAGCGUGGCUGUGGAAAGGCAGCACGGGCACAGCAGAGCCGAACUUCACAAGUUCAAGGGCCAAUGCCGGGAAUCCCGGACGGGCCGUGGACUGCAAGGGCAAGGACGGGUCCAAUUGCACCUUGUCCACCACCAAGGGAGAGGACACGGACCCUGUCCUGACUAGCCCGAAAGCCAAUACUGACAAGCCCGUCCAGCCGGAGCUGCGCAAGAACAUCGACAAGCCGGGUUCCCCACACCUAGAAACCGGCACUGCUGGACCAGUGCAUCCAGAGCUUCGAGGGGACACGAGCGACUCCAGGUGGGAUGCGCCACACACGGACAAUGUUGCUUCCGAACAAACUGUGCCCGGCAUCGGCGCAGCACUUCCUGCGUGGCACGACCCCCUCAGUAGCAGCGAAGAGCCAGUUCGAAGAAUCCGAAACGAACAGUGCAAGACCGAGGACGGCCGUGCCAAAGAUGGGCAGCAGGAGACCACCGCGCAAGUGAUGAACCAGCGUGCGAGAAGCCAAGUGCGAAUGCUGCAGAGUCGAGUCGAGCAAAGGAACAUGAAGGAUCCCGGAGCAGCAAAGCUCAACACCAGAGCAGCCAUAUCUGCAUGCGAGGAGCUACGAAGCGAAAGCGACGGACCAGGCGUUGCAGUGCUAGCCACAGGCUCGGCUACGCGAGGCUUCGCAAAGGAGUCGAAGGGCCCGAAUGACCUUCGGCGAGGACCAACACUGGAGCUUCAAGGCACGAGCGCUGCAGAGCCUGACCUUGAGAGGCUGUGCAGAGACAGGCUUGGACCAGGCGACGAAGAUCCCGGCGACGUAGCGCGCAAGGCGAAGACUGAAGCGCCUGGCCUGGCAGGGCUCCGUGGAAGCGACACGCUACCCGGGCACACCCUCUCCACUACAGGUGAGCGAGGAAACGAGGCGGAGCCCAGGUUGGUGCUGGACAGGGCUGGAAGGAGGACAUCUGAGCGGCCUACGCCAGAGGUAGACACACCGAGAUCAAGUUGUGCAAAGCUCCUGGGCAACGCGGACGAUUCCAACUCCGCAGAACGCGGGACUGGCGCAGCUGGGCCCAAGCAAGCACAGGUGCAGCGGGGCCGGUGCGUGAGGGGCUUCGAAGGAACGGUGCAAAUCCCAUAUGCGCACAGCCCAGGACCGCAAGAAGGGGGCCUGACCUGGAGAGACCACAAGCAGAGGCUCCGAAGCGACGAAAGAAAUCCCGAUUGCACUUUGUCAGCUGCGGACGACGAGAACACGGGUCCAACUCUGGAAAUGCCCCAGGGCACUGACGGAGUGGGGCCAGUGCAGGCGAGGCUCCUUGAGGAUGUCAAGCUGCCCGGAGACAAGAAGUCCGCAACCAACGGCGACGGGCCCGGGCGCGCCAUGGCCCUCGCCGAGGCGGAGGAUCCGAGUUGGAGGAGGCCCGAGGCCGACGGUGGGGAGACCGACCCCACCCUGGUGACUGGAAGCACAAACGAAGAAGGCUGGCCCCACGCGAGCAAAGGCCUAGCUGAGCAGGUCCUCUCAAUGGCGGCGGCGGCCCAGAGCUACUGCAAGCCGGAACGAAUGUUGCUGGGCCAAGGCGGGCAGGUCGACUCUGGCCGAAGAGCGCAACAGUGGCAGAAAGCCAAGCUGAGCCCUGUCCACGACCAGCAGAAAGAAGACCGACCCGACACGCGAGAUGCCAAAGAUCAAGGUCGCCCAAAGGAUCUUAGCGACAACACAGACCCCGGGCCAGUCGCGCCGGAGACUGACACGGGAAGUCCUAGUCAAGCUGCGCUUCGCGGAAACAAGAAGGAGCCCAAAUGGGCACAGUCAACUGCCGACAAAGCGAACACUGGCCCAGCUCGCGCCAGGCCGGAUGUGAAGGCAGUCGGACCCACACGAGAAAGUGCAUGCAAGGGCACGAAAGAGCCGGAGUCCGAGAAACGCGAGACGGAUGACGCGAAGCCCAGGCAGGUGGGUGAUCGCAAGGACAGCGGACUUCCAAGCACCGCCUUGCCGAGCACGAGAAGCAGAACUCCCGGGCACGCAGCACCGGAAGCCAGCGCAGCGCUACCCGAACAGGCAGACAUCCGCAUGAACGUAGAGAAUCCAGUGCGCGCGAAUUGGCACGCUGGCAGGAAGCUGCCAACGCAUGCAGAGCUUCGGGCGAAAAGCGAAAAGCCCGGAUUGCUUGUGGCUGCGGCAGAUAGCAGGAACACGAAGCCGGCACGAGCCAGUCCUGUUGCAGACACGCCGAAGGAAGGGCUGCCGGUCGAGAAACUCCGCAAACCACAACAGCGGCAUCUGCCCAAGCAGGGCUUCGCGGAGGCAAGGAACUGCCAAGGUGACUGGGCUUCAUUGCCAGCAGAACUGCUCCCGCUCGGACGAAUGAAUGUAGUGACGGGGAUGGUCCCGAAGUCGUGCUCUCAGUCACAGAAGGAGAGGAUACGAAGCCACAGCAUCCCAGACCAGACGGAGGAAUCAUGGGCUCAAGACGAGAAUGGCUACGAAGAGGUAGAGCAAGACCAGGCUGCAAGAAGUCAAGAGCUAAUGACAUUGAGCCGACUCUGCUGGAUGACCGUGACAACAAGAAGGCGUCAGGUUGUGCGGUGCUCGCCACCGGCAGAAAGGCUACGGAGCGACAAGAAGACACCUGAAUGUGCGCUGCCUGACACCGACAGCAAGACUUCCAUUCGUGCAAGGCCGCAUGCGGACACCGAGCUGCUGAUGUGUGCAAGAGUUCUUGGAGACAAAGCCAAGCCUGCAGAGCUACAGAAAAGCGCGAGCACAAAGAAGCCUGUCUUGCUGAAGCUUCUGAUGGACAGUGUGGGACCUGGAUUGGCAUUUCCAGGCGCCAACAGCGAGGACACGAAGCCAGCACGAACCAGUCCCACCAUCGACGACAGUAGGACCGACACCGCGGAGCCCGUGCAGGCAGAGCUUCUCAGCAGCGAGGCCGUGCCCGGACAUGUCGCGUCAGCUGCGGGCAGCAGGAAAACGGAGCCCGUUCGAGCCAAGCCAACCAAGGGGACGCUGAAACCGGAACGGCUGGGAUGUUGUGGUGGCGGUGAGAAACCACAGGUCGCGAGAUUUGGAACCGGCAAGGCAGGUCCUGCCCGGCUGAAAGACCGCAAAGGAAGCGGGGAACCGGCACCGGAGCUGCCAGGAACUGGCAAGGAUGCUCCCAACCAAGACAUGCCAGAUGCAGGUAACGCAAAGUCCAUUCGCACAUGGCUGCGCACAAAGAGUGAGGAGUGGUGGCAUGGAGCCACACCUCACAAGGCCUCUGAUCAGGAGCAAAGCGGCUUGAUCCCAUCGGCAAGGAGUGUCAGCAAGCCCAGGACCCGGCACGGCUCAGGCUUCGAAGCAGCGUUAAGGGACCCGGAUGUGAGAAGCCCGAAGCAAAAGCUGCCGAGUCGAGCCUUCCGGAACUUUGCAUUGGAAGACUUGGUCCGAAGUGCAAAUACCCAGGAGCCAACACGGCCGAGCUUAGUCGUGCAAGGCUUCGUGGUGGCAGCAAUGGCUCUAGUGCGCCCGGAGCUGCGAAGAAGUGAUGGCAACCCUGACCUUGCAGCACAAAAGGCAAUCGGAAAGGCUAGUGUUGAGAAGCCAAGGCGAGAAAGGUGCCUUGCGAACAGGGACGAGCCCAUUGCGAGGGUCCUGAGUGGGCAAGCCUCAGAGCUGGCGCUGCACUUCCAAGUCUACCCAGACUUUGCGGUGGAAGGAAUGUGCCAAGGUGUGGACACGGCUGAGCCAGGUUUGGAGAGGCUUCGCAAGAACGUGCUAAAGCCAGGAGACCGGAGAAGCAUCAAGGAGCCUGGCAACCCACAGCCCGGCGCCGAGGCCAAGGAACCCAAGCGCGCCGCCCCGGAGACCGGCACCGGCCGAAGGUACAAAGCCCAGACGGGAAACGGAGCGGAGGGGAAGCGAAGGUCUCGGCAAUGGGAAGUCAAGCUUGAGAUAAUCAAGCGCGGACUUGGUGGGCCAAGCUACACCAGUCAGGUCUACGCUUUCCAUAUCAUGAGUUGGAGUGGCGAAGCCCAAGCGAGCCAUGGAUCUGAAGGCCUGCAGCAGAAGCUGCCAGAUCCAGUUGUGAAAGUGUUCGAGGCGACAUGGGAAAGCCUGGGCUGCCAAAGGUCCAGAACAAACAUGAAGAAGACAGAGUCAACUCGGGCGAUGCCGGCGGCUGGAGCUGAAAGACCAAGAUGUGCCACAGCUCGCAUUGACACGGACGAGUCGACUGACGUGAACCUCGAGACCAAAACACUGGAGCCUAGUCUGCCAGAGGAUCGCGGCGACAAGAGGGCGCUCAAGGAUGACCAGUCUGACGUUGACGAAGACGAGCCCGAAGCUGCUUUCCCCAUCACGGACAUGAAGAAGCCCAGUUGCAAGAAGCUGCGUGAUGACAGCGACGGAUCUAGACCGGGCACCGACACGAAGAACUCUGGACAUGCCGAGCUUCGUGGAGGCAACAGCGGCCCCGGCUCUGCCAUGGCAACCACCGGCAGCGAGGAGACCAAGCCAGCGCGCGUUAGGCAGCAGCUUCCGUGCGCGCGGGGGAAUGUGGAAGCGGCAGCAGACCCGACUUAG